This is a messenger RNA of Falco peregrinus (peregrine falcon), 5260 nucleotides long. Its product is annotated as cell surface glycoprotein CD200 receptor 1-A-like. Lineage: Eukaryota; Metazoa; Chordata; Aves; Falconiformes; Falconidae. The record is from RefSeq and is a predicted model, not a curated record. The transcript has 6 exons. Gene Ontology annotation, biological process: regulation of neuroinflammatory response. Gene Ontology annotation, cellular component: external side of plasma membrane. The coding region runs from base 221 to 1147 and encodes 308 amino acids. Gene Ontology annotation, molecular function: signaling receptor activity.
CACAGGAAGCCUAGCACUCUGAAAAGACAGAAGGAGGAACCUCUCCAGCUUUGAGGAGCCAGUCGACCAGGAGCACGCACAGCUGGAGGAGAGGAGUGGGAAAGGGGGAGAGAAAACACUGACACUGGCUGCUAAGGAUGCGCUGGCAGGCGAGAAAUACUCCCCAUGACCACAGCUAGGUUGGCGGUAGGAUGGAUGGAGUGACGGAGCUGCCCGAGUCAUGAAAGCAGGAGGCGACAUGAAGAUUGCUGGGAAGGCUGUGUGUGUUUUUGUGCUGUUCACCAUCAAGGUCAUGAGUACAGUAGGGAACCUCGAAGUGUCAGCAAUGGUAGGUAGCACCUCUGUGCUCACCUGCACUCCCAGGCCAAAUACAACUAUGAUAAUAUGGAAAAUGAACCCCAAAGUUGGAGGCCCCUGCACCUUGGGAUACAGGGCUGAUCAGCACAAGAUAGACAGAACAAACUGCAGUGACAGCAUAAACUGGAGAUCCAGACCAGAUUGGGAUCCUGACCUUGAGAUACGGCAAGUGGGAAUAGCCCAUGAGGGAAACUACACCUGCGAAGUAGUAGCAACAGAAGGGAAUUUCCAUGAGAUGUACCACCUGACCGUGCUGGUCCCCCCCAGGCUGACCGUGCGCUGUGAUGAUGACGAUGGGAGGCCGGUGUGCGAGGCAGGGGCAGGGAGGCCGGCUGCUCAGAUCUGGUGGGUCCCAGAGAGCAACUCCCCCCCCAGGGAAGAAGCCCAUGACAACGGGACAGUGACUGUUCUCAGCAAGUUCGCAGCAUAUAGCACCAACGUGACUAAUGCAACCUGCUUCAUGUCCCACCCAGUGUGGAACCAGAGCAUGGACGUAGGCUGUCCUCCCCCAGAGAACAUGAACCUUACCUGGUUGUAUGUCUCCAUCAUUCUUUGUUUCCUGAGCAUUAUCCCCUUCGUGGCUGUCAUGUACUAUUUUAAGCUCCACAUUGACAGACUGUGCCACAAAACCAAAACUCCUGAAACUGCUCCCACAGAUUCCCCACAGGAAGACACAAUGGAAGUGGAACCUUAUACUAUUUAUGUGCAGAAGGAAAAUGUAAUUUACAACUCAGUAUCUGAUCUGACAGCGGGGCAGAAUCUUCCACAAGGACUGUCACCAGCAACAUGAAUGAUUCAACAUCACUGGAAAGGGAGAGAGACACUUUAUAAAACACCGGUUAGAGAAAGAAAUUUCUCAGAGGAUUUCUUCAGAUUUUGGGGCAACAGAGCUCACUACGUCUGUUCAAACACCUGUGCUUGCUGAUGAGUCUGUAUAGUUCUUUUUUCCCCUGUUUUGCCUUCUUCCUUGGGAAAGAGGUUUCCUGUUAUUCCUUGGGAAAAUGUGACUGACCCCAUGCCAUAGCUUUUCCUGGAAAAGCUGUUGUGAUCAGUCUUCCUUUUGCUGUUCUUGCCUUGGAGAUCCUAGUUUUGUCAGUCACUUCUAGGCAUUACUUUGAUGCACUUGACACUAUAUUGCACACAUUCGGGAGAUGGGAGGAGUGUUAUGUCUGAACUAAACUGAAACACUCUUCAAUCAAUAGCCACUUUUUCUAAUUUACAAAUUACUAACGUAGUGGCCUGAGUACUGAUCAUCACAGAAUAACUCAAUUGGCAGAAGGUAUUGGUAGGGAAGACCUUUAAUACCCUAGCCCUGAAAAUGGAAACGAGUGAUGAAUUUAAAGGUCAUCCACUAAGAAAGACACUUCACUGCGUGGUUAAUUACUUGUUAGAUUCACAUUCAGUAUUUCCACUAAAUGUUUGUUCUGUAUUUCAGAUCAUUGUUAUGAUUAUUUUUCCAUAACAUUUUCUGAAAAUAGGGUAUUCUUCUCUUUCUUAAGAGUAUUGUCAUCAAGAAACUGUAAAAGAAUUAGGUUACUCAAAUCCAGUAAGCUACUUUUAACAGAAAAGAAAUCCAAUAUUUCACAAAACGAAACAAGUUCAAAUAUACCUUCUAUAACUGUGCAAUAAUGUACAAAAAGGAUAAAAUGCUUGCUAAUUCUAAUCAUAUUUAUUUUAACUACCACAACUGAAGAUUUUUUCAUUCAUAUGCCUAGAUAUUUUAUUGAUAUUCCUUUAAAUAUAUUUGCAAGCCCACUUUUUAAUGUGUAAGUUAGCUUAUAUUUCUUAAUUUGUCUCAUGUUGAGGUAACUUCUCACCUUCCCAAAAUAUCCUUUGGGAAUAAGUCAAAUAAACUGUCCUCUAUAUACUAGCAGUUCUCAAACUUUUUGGAUUGAUACCUUACUAGCUAAAAUAGGAACUGGCUUUACAGUAAGAGUAAAGAAAUCCUCUGUUUAAAGUAAACCUCUGUUUACUACCUCUUAUUCCAGUAUUUUUAAAGACUGACUAGAUACUUGGUUUGAUGGUGGAAUCAGAAGAACUAGAUUUUUCCUUUAGAUCACAGAAUCAUAGAUCAUAGAUCUUCAAGAAGACAGUCUUAAAGGUGCAGAAGCAGGCCAUCCCCGUGUGCUGAAAGGCAAGUGUUGGAGGAGAAGCCCGGCCUGGCUGAAUAAAGAGCUUUUUCUGGAACUCAGGUAAAAGAAGAGAAUUUAUCACUUUUGGAAGAAGGGGCAGGCAACUCAGGAGAACUGUAAGGAUGUUGUUAGGUUAUGCAGGGAGAAAAUUAGAAAGGAGAAAGCCCAGCUAGAACUUAAGAUGGUCACUGACAUAAAGGAUAACAAAAAAUGUUUUUACAAAUCUAUUAGAAACAAAAGGAGGGCCAAGGAUAAUCUCCAUCCUUUAUUGGAUGUGGCAGGGAACAUCGCCACAAAAGAUGAGGAAAACGCUGAGGUACUUAAUGCUUUCUUUGCUUGUCUUUAAUAGUCAGACCAGUUACCUUCAGGGUACUCAGUCCUCUAGCUGGAAGUCUGUGACAAGGAGCAGAAUGAAGUCCCCACAGUCCAGGAGGAAACAGUGACCUGCUGCUCCACUUAGACGUGCACAAGUCUAUAGGGCCAAAUGGGAUCCACCCGAGGGCACUGAGGGAGCUGGCGAAGGAGCUCGCCAAGCUGCUCUCCACCAUUUAUCAGCAGUCCUGGCUAACCAGGGAGGUCCCAGCAGACUGGAGGUCAGCCAGUGUGGCACCCAUCUACAAGAAGGGCAGGAAGGAGCAUCCGGGGAACUACAGCUCUGUCAGCCUGACCUCGUGCCGGGGCAGGUUAUGGAGCAAGAUCAUCCUGAGUGCCAUCACGUGGCACGUGCAGGACAAUGGGGCCAUCAGGCCCAGCCAGCAGGGGUUUAUGAAAGGCAGGUCCUGCUUGGUGAACCUGAUCUCCUUCUAUGACAUGAGGACCCACCUAGUGGGUGAGGGAAAAGCUGUGGAUGUUGUGGAUGUGCCUGGGCCUUGGUAAAGCCUUUGACACCAUCUCCCACAGCAUCUCCUGGAGACACUGGCUGCUCAUGGCUUUGAUAGGUGAACUCUACACUGCGUAAAAAGCUGGCUGGCUGACCCCAAAGAGUGGUGGAGAAUGGAGCUACAUCCAGCUAGUGGCCGGUCACAGGUGCUGUUCCCCAGGGCUCGGUACUGGGGCCAGUCCUGCUUAAUAUCUUUAUCGACAAUCUGGAUGAGGGGAUCAAGCGCACCCUCAGUAAGUUUGCACACAACACCAAGUUGAGGGGGGGAAUGUUAAUCUGCUUGAAGGUAGGAAGACUCUGCAGAGGGGUCUGGACAAGCUGGACCAGUGGUUUGAGGCCAGCUGUGGGAAGUUCAACAAGAAAAAGUUCUGGGUCCUGCAAUUGGGUCACAACAACCCCAUGCAAUGCUACAGGCUUGGGGCAGAGUGGCUGGAAAGAUGCCUGGGGAGAAGGACCUGGGGUGCUGGUUGACAGCCAACUGAACAUGAGCCAGCAGUGUGGCCCACGUGGCCAAAAAAGGUCAACAGCAUCCUGGCUUGUAUCAGAAGUAGUGUGACCAGCAGGACUAGGGCUGUGAUCAUCCCCCUGUACUCAGCACUGGUGAGGCCACAACUUGAAUCCUGUGUUCAGUUUUGGGCCCCUCACUACAAGAAAGACCUUAAGGUGCUGGAGCGUGUCCAGAGAAGGGCAACGAAGCUGGUGAAGGGUCUGGAGCACAAGUCUUAUGAGGAGCGGCUAAGGGAUCUGGGGUUGUUUAGUUUGGAGAAAAGGAGGUUCAGGGAGGACCCUGUUGCUCUCUACAACUACAUGAAAGGAGGUUGUAGAAAGGUGGGGCCGGCCUCUUCUCCCAGAUAACAAACAAUCUGACAAGAGGAAAUGGCCUCAGAUUACACCAGGGGAGGUUUAGAUUGGCUAUUAGGAAAUGUUUCUUCAUGGAAAGGGUGGUCAAGCAUUGGAACAGGCUGACCUGAGACAUGGUGAGAUCAGCAUCCCUGGAAGUGUUCAAAAAACAUGCAGAUGCAGUGCUUAGAGACACGGCUUAAUGGUGGACUUGGCAGUCCUGGGUUAACGGUUUAAACUGAUGACCUUAAAGGUCUUUUCCAACCUAAAUGAUUCUGUGAUUCUACAAUUCUAUGAAAAGUCUUUGACACACAUUGCUAGAGAUUUCUUUUGUGAUAGCCUCCUGAGGGCUAUGACCCCAUGGCUGGAAAACAGAUUUCCAAAUUGAUUGCAGUUCCUAAAUGUAUUAGUCAUGUAAACUGAUACAAUUGGUUAUUUAUUCUCAUCUAGCAGCUAUGAAACAGCCACUUUUGUCCAGGUGCUCUCUGCAUGCAAGAAUUGUUCUCCAUUUCUGUAUGUUAUUUUAGAAUGGAAGGCAACAAAAGUCAGUAUGAAUCAGCUACAAACAAGUUUUAAAGGAACCUCAGUUUCCAGUGACUUACCAAAGAGAGCCAGUCAACUCAGUCAUUCCUCUGAAAUUCCCCACUUAAAAUAGGUGUAAUACUGUCCAAUGAUUUCUUCCCACGCAAAAACAGUGCCAUCACUUCUUACACUUUUUUUCUGUGGACUAGAAAGUCAUUUAUGUUGUUCAACAUCCACAAAGUUGAUCCUAUGAGACAGCAGCUCUUGAAGGUAGACUCUUGCCAGUUUACAUGUAACAUAUUAUAGUUACAGAAGUAUAAUACCUGCUGACCUGCUGUCUGUAGGGGUUUAUGAUCCUUUACAGGCCUAUUACACUGGAUUAAAUCAUGUAUGUUGCAGACCUGGAUGUUGCUAAGUUGCUAACUGGUUGAUUGUAUCCUUCAUCCUCUACUUUGUUUCACAUUCAGGUCUGCUAUAUUUGGAAAGCAGGAUUUUAAUUUGUGACUGUAAUAAAUAAUAUGAGCUAAGA